UUUUUUUUCUCUUGCAGCUUCUUUGCUGGCAGGAUGCUGGCUCUGGAUCAGAUCAAUGCAGAUCAGCCCCUGAUCCUGAAGGAGCUGGACUGGGCUGAGCAGGAGCCCCUGCCAUCGCUCAGCCCCCCGUGUCCCUCCUGGCGCCAGGACGUGUCUCUGGACUGCAAGUUCUCUCCGGAGGACACCCAGGCACACGCCUGGACCACCUACUACUACGACCUGCUGCAAUGCACCCUGCAGCAGGAGGGGCUGCCGGAGACAGUCGACCGCACCAAGGAGCCCAGAACAGGGUUCAGCUCGGGGGAUGUAACCAUCUGCAUCCUGGGAUCCCCAACCUCGUACCUGUCUGUGCUGCUAGAGGGCAGCUCCCAGUGCCCAGGUAACAUGCUGCUGUGCCUGUCGCCCAGCUGGCUGGCCAAGGUGCCCUCUGAGCAGCACCCCGGCGAGUCGUCCUUGCUGGUUUCCAAGGCUGUCUCCUUCGAGCUGGGUGGGCGCACAUGCCUGGACGAGUUCUCGCCCCCGCGCCGUGUCACCUACUUCAUGGGCUCCUUUGGGCCAUGCAAGGAGCACGGGCAGUCAGCGGGGGAGCUGGCACGUGACCUGGAUUGCCCCACGGGGGGCUCGGGGGAGCUGGCCCGCCUGCUGGAGGACAAGCUGCUGACACGCCAGCUGCUGGACCAGCGGGCCCAGGUGGGGGUGCCGCCCACGCUGGCCUUCACCUUCAAGCGGCUGCGCCCACUGCGGGACGUCACCACUGAGCGCUCCGUCCGCAUGGUGGAGCUCAGCGGCAAGGAGGGCCAGGAGAACCUCAUCCAGGAGGAGAUCGAGGCCUUCCUGCAGGGUAGCGCCAUGGAGCCCUACAGCCAGGUGGUGGUGAAGCCAUCGGGCUGGCGCUGGAGUGGGGCCCAUGCUGUGACCUUCCAUGCCAAGGUGGAGCAGGCUGCCAUGCUCCAAGCUGUGCUGGCACUGCUGGAGACCCUGGAGGAGGAGGAGAGCGCCCUGCUGGAGGCCUUCAUCCCCACUGCCCGCCUCACCCAGCCCGAAUCCCCCAACAGCACCUCCCCAAGCAGCACAUCUCCGAGGCCUGACCUGGCGAUCCGGAUCUGCACUGUCGUCUGCAGAUCCUGGGGUGACCAGCCUCUGCUGAGCCAGGUGGUGUGCGGCGUGGGACGGGCUGAUAAGCCCCUGAAGCACCAGGCCAUGGUGCCCCAGAGCCUGGAGAGCGGCCUGCGGCAGCAGGGGAUGACAGAUGAGGCCCAGCUUGCGGCCAUCCGUGCCCAGGUCAAGCACAAGGCCGAGGCCGCCAUGACGGCCUUCCUGGAGAUGGAGGCGGGGCUGUCGGUGGAGCAGCGGGGCGGGCGAUGGGCCCAGACGGAUGUGAUUGGCGUGGAUUUCCUCCUGACUUCGUCGGAGCAGGUGCUGCAGCUGAUGGCUCUGGAGAUGAAUUCUCAGCUGUGCCUGGAGACCUGCGCACUCUUCGAGUCCAUGGGUCAGGCGGUGGGGAUGCCGGCAGGCAAGUCCUCGCGUCCUCUGGUGGAGACGAUGUUGCGGCGUACACAGUGUCACCUCAUGGAGGGCAAGCACGUGUUGGUGAUCGGGGCCGGAGGAGUCAGCAAAAAGUUCGUCUGGGAAGCGGCCAGGGCCUACGGGCUAAAAAUUCACCUGGUGGAGUCGGACCCCAACCACUUUGCCUCGCAGCUGGUGCAGACCUUCAUCCACUAUGACACCACGGAGCACAAGCGGGACGAGGAGCAUGCCCAGCGGCUGGUUGCGCUGGUGCGGGAGCGGGGCCUGCACCUGGAUGGCUGCCUCUCCUACUGGGACGACUGCAUGGUGCUGACAGCCCUGGUGUGUGAGCAGCUGGGCCUGCGCUGCAGCCCGGUGGCCGCCAUGCGGGUGGCCAAGCAGAAGAGCCGCACCCACCAACACCUGCUGCGCCGGCGCAAGGAAGCCCCGCUUGGCUGGGCCUCAGAGGCGCUCUAUGCCGUUCCCUGCUGCCACCUGGAGAGCCACGCUGACGUGGAGCGGGCUGCCCGCCAUCUCUCCUUCCCCGGCGUCAUGAAGCUAGAGUACGGGGCGGGCGCCGUGGGGGUCAAGCUGGUGGAGGACGUGCAGCAGUGCCACCUGCACUUCGAGAAGAUCUCACGGGACUUGCGGGAGGAUACGGAUCACCCAGGCAUCGGGCUGGGCUGGGGCAACGCCAUGCUGCUGAUGGAGUAUGUCUCCGGUACUGAGCACGACGUGGACAUUGUGAUCUAUGAUGGGCGCAUGCUGGCCGCCUUCGUCUCCGACAACGGGCCCACCCGCGUGCCCCACUUCACUGAGACGGCGGCCAGCAUGCCCACCUGCCUGGCGCCUGACCGCGAGGCCCAGCUGGUGCGUGCCGCCUACCAGUGCUGCUUGGGCUGCGGCCUGACCAACGGCGUCUUCAACGUGGAGCUCAAGUUGACGGCAUCUGGGCCCAAGCUCAUCGAGAUCAACCCCCGCAUGGGUGGCUUCUACCUGCGCGACUGGAUCCAGGAGAUCUACGGAGUGGAUAUCAUGCUCGCCUCGGUCAUGGUGGCCUGUGGGGUGCCCCCGCUGCUGCCCGCCCAUACCCAGCCACGCACCCACCUGGUGGGUGUCAUGUGCGUGGUGUCACAGCACCUGAAGGCCCUCAAGUCCACAGCCAGUGUGGAGACAUUGCAGGCCCUGCAUGAGCGUGGCAUCAUCCGCCUCAACCUGCUGGAGGAUGAGCUUGUUGCCCGUGAAUACGAAGAGCCCUACUGCAACGUGGCCUGUGCCAGCCCCAGCCGCCGCGAGGCCUGCCUCAAGUUGCUGGGUGUCUGCCAGGUGCUGGGUAUCGACUCGCCCCACUAUCCUGUCACCCACUUCCUCUCUCACUUCAAAUAGCACCCAGGGAGCCCCCGGGGAGGGGGCCACCCCACUGCCUCUGUCCUGUUCCCCCGCCAUUCUCCCUAGGGCCUGCUGGGCUCAGAGCCGGUCCUGGAGGAGCCCCCUGGCCUCCCCCUCCCUGGUGUGUCCCCACCAGCCGGGGCACCGGUGCUUGCAUUACGUGGCUCCUCUGUAUCCCAGUGUUGUGUGUGUUUUUUUUUUUACCCACAGCUGCCCCUUUUCCCCCCCAGGAGGGGGCCCCUGGUGUCAUCUCUGGUAAGAGCCACGCCCACCUAUGUGUGUGUGACAUGGGAUUGCACCAGUAUGGCAUCUGUUCUGCUCCCUCUGGGGCUCCUCCAGCUCCCCCCUGCCCCAGCUGCCCUGUCCUGAUCCUCUAGUUUCCCUCCCUCAGCUGACCUGUCCCAUCCCUGGAGGGGUCCCCCACCCUCUCUGCAGACUCCUCCCUGCCCCCUUCUUCCCCAAUGAGAUCCUCCAGUUGACUCCCGCAACCAAGGCCACCAGCCCCGGGAAGGGCUGUAUGUCACGGACCCCAGUCUCCUGGGCACGAGCUCAGUUCUGGAGUGUCUGUUCAGCCAUGGGGGGAGGGGAAGGACUGAGGGUCUGGAGCCUCCAGGAGUGGAGACUUAAGGCUACAAGUGGCCCUCCAGUAACUAACAACUGUAAGCAUGUUCCCUGCUCCCCCCUCAUGCUCCUCAGUCACCCUACCUUAGCAAAUCACUGUAUGCUACCUCCUCACCGUGCUUGUCAGCAACCCUACGAUAACAAACCACUGUACACCCCCCCACCCCCUUGCCAGCAACCCUACAAUAACAAGCCACUGUAAUCAACCCCUCUGGUACUCAACCCUACUGAUAGCAAACCACCAUAUGCAACCUGCCCACGAGCUCAUCAGCAACCCACCAGCUAACAACAAACCACCGCAUGCAACCCCUCCCAUGCUUGUCAGCAACCCUACAAUAACAAACAAUUGUGGGCCAAGUCCUAGCACGGACCCUGCGAUAACACAUACCCUAUGCAAACUCCUCAUUAGGAAACCUACAAACCCACUGAACCUGAGACACUGAACUCACCCCCUUGAGCCUGCAGCCCCAGCACGGGAAGAGCCUGCACUGAUAAUGGAACCCUAGCCAUGCUAACAAGCAAUAACAGGGCUCCAGAGCAGCCCUAUGCUAACUAACUAGCAGGCCUGGCCCCCGGGAAGGACAAAGACCUUACACUAACAAAGCAGGCCCAACCCCCCAGCAGUUUUGAGGGCUGUGGAUAUACAGCCCCAGUGCUUCUGAGUGACCCUACAAUAACAAACCAGCGUGUGGCGCCCCAGUGCCUCUGAGUGACCCUACAAUAACAAACCAGCAUGUGGAGCCCCAGUGCCCCUACAAUAACAAAUCAGAGCGUGGAGCCCCCGUGCCCCUAUGAUAACAAACCAGCAUGUGGAGCCCCAGUGCCUCUGAGUGACCCUACAAUAACAAACCAGCAUGUGGAGCCCCAGUGCCCCUACAAUAACAAACCAGCAUUUGGAGUCCCAGUGCCCCUACAAUAACAGACCUGAGCAUUGAGCCCCCGUGCCUCUGAGUGACCCUACAAUAAUAGACCAGCGUGUGGAGCCCCAGUGCCUCUAAGUGACCCUAUAAUAACCAGUGUGCAUUGCCCUUAGCAUCCAUAAGUGACCCUGUCAUAAGUGACCCAGUGCCCUGAGAGACCCUACAAUAAUAACAAACCAGUGCACAUAGUCUUAGUAUCCCCGAGUGAUCCUACAAUAACAAACCAGUGCAUAGCAGCCCGAGUGACCCUUCAAUAACUGCCCUGGCAUCCCUGAGUCUCCCUACAAUAAUAUCAAACCAGAAAGCACAGCUCCUAGCAUCCUUAAAUUAUCCUAUAGAAGCAAACCAGCGUGCAGCGCCAUGAGAGACCCUACAAUAUUAACAUACCAGCAUGCAUAGCCCUAGUGUCCAUGAGUGACUCUCCAAUAACAAACCAGUGCAUGGCACCUAGAGAGACUUCUGUAAUAACAAACCAGCCUGUGCAGCUCCCGUGACCCUACAAUAACAAACUAGCAAAAGCAGAAGGAAGCAAGACUCAGGUCUAAAGGAAGCUUAGUCAGGUUCUCUUCCUCUUUAAGAGCCCAUGGAUUCCUGCUGCUUCCUCCCUGACUGGUGUUAUUGCUGUCACAGCAAGAGAUUGUGAGAUCAUUGGGAAUGAUGACAUCAUUGGUGAGGGGAGGAGCAUCUGGAAAUUGUGAUGUCUUAAAGGGGCAGAGGGCCUGAACCAGGGCAGAGGGAGGUGGGUGGGAGAUGGGAAGUGACAUCACCAUGGUGCUUGUAGCCAUGGCAUACCAUGCCAAGGUACCCAAGGACGGGGGCAUUAGCAAGCCCGUCCCCCUGUCAGCAUGGGCUGGAGUUCCUCGUGACACUCCCCACCUAUGUGUCCUUCUGCCGCCUCUGUAACCGGCAGCAGAUGGACAAAGUAGUCCCUCCCCAAUAAAAUGCCAUGUGCAAAUAUGUGGGUCCUUGAGGCAUUAUUGGCACCCUGAGCUGCAGCAGGGUUGGAAGAAGAUCCAGCAGCCAAGGAAGAACAGGAUGUGGAGGGAGCCAGUGGCCUGCAGAGAAAUGAGGAGGCACCACCAGCUACCUCCCUUUGCCUCUCCUGUCUGCAGGGUCCAUCCAAGCAACUCCUCCUGCACAAUGGGAGCCACAGCACCAUUCCCCUGGGGCUACCUGGGCCCCAGCUCCCUCCAUCCUUCCCCUCCUGGGUCUCAACUGGAGGCGCCACAGCAGAGAAGAUGAUGGUGGUGGUGGCCAGUCUUCUCCAGGCCCGCUCUGCCAAGGGGUCACUUUCCUGUCUUCUCUGUGACCCUGUCUUUUCCAGCAGCUGCUGUGGUUGGACAGAGCCCAUAGUGCCCGUCCACCUCCUGGGCUUCCCCUCCCGGCUCAGCAAACUUCUUGGAGCCCACUCCAGAAUGGAGGGCAGGGCAGCCUGGGGUGCCCCAGUUGGCCCCAGCUCCAUUCUGAACAAUGGUCAAGUCACCUUGUGCCUUGGGAUCCCUCACCAGGCUCCUUCCCUGCCCCCAGACUUGCCUAGUGCCUCUUUGGAGGCCAAGACCCUGGCACUUCUGGCACAAACAGCAUGUGGGGUUAAGGGAGCAUCAGCCCAUCCAGCACCCUCCCCAGCUAUUACCUAAAGGGGCCUGAGCCAGGGCCCUGGGAUUCAGACUCGGCUGCCUAAAAUGCUGGGGUUCUGACCAGUUUGGAGUGAAGGAAUUACUGCCACAGAUCAGACCCAUGGGCCCAGCCAGCCCUGUAUAUCUGCCCCCGCCCCCCCCCAACCCCAGAUCAGACCCUUGGAUCCAUCCAGACCAAUAUCCUGGCUCUGAUGGGGGACAGUGCAAAGCUCUGCAGUGGAGAACUGGGCUCAUCUCUCAAGACCCUGCCAAGCAGGGGCCCUGGCACAGAUCCCUGCAUGAGGAGCUGCUGUCAGCUCUGGUGCCUGUCUCCCCAGUGCCUGUGUGGCUUCCAAUCCUCACACUUCUGUUUGCCCCCCGCCAGGAGGCCAGCUCAGGCCAGCCAGCAGCACCACCCACCUCUCAUUGGCCUUCACCAGUUGUUGGCAGAAUUCCAUGCCAGCUUCACCUCCAUACCCAGGCAUUGCUAGGUUUCCCUAGAAUUUCCUUCACUUCCCAGGGGCAUCCCCCUGGGCAUGGGGCCUGCAACACCCUCAGUUCAACUCGGGACCCCCCGCAAGCAGGAUGGAAGUGGAGGUGUGGGUAUGUGAGGGCAGGGAGGGGGGCAGGAAUCCCAAACUCACCUAAUCCCUCCCUGCAUCAUUGCUGCCCUGGGGCUCCCCCCCACCCAGCCUGGACGCCCCUGCACCUGCCUCCAGCCAUGGCAAGUGUUAAGGGCAGGCUACCUAGACCAUGUCAUUUGGAGGGGCAUCCCCAAGUCCCGCCAGCAGCUGGGGAAAGAUGUGGGGGAGCCUGCUGCUUUAAGACCACCCCUCACAUGCCAGCAGGAUGGCGACAGGAACAGGGAGCUACCCCAUGCCCAGUUUUGAGGAAUGCCCAACUCCUUGAGGGUACCCCCCCUCCCCUGCAGAGCAGUGGCCCAAAGGGGCAAGCAGGAUGUUGCCUCUAGCACUGGACAGAGGCAGCCCCUAGGGAGAGGCGGCUGUGCAUCCAGAGCUAGCAUGGUCUCAUGUCCCUGCUUCAGCAGCAUCCUGCAGUGCCCAGCCCAGCGCAGAGCAGGUUUCAUGGGGCUGCUGCUGAGCCUGCCGGUGACACUCCUAAUGACAGGACCAAGGCCUUGGAGCUGCAGGACACAGAGCCUCCCUAACCCCGCAUGUUGAGAGGCAGAGGAGACUGAGCUCUGACUAUGGGUGAUGGAUCCCCUCUCAUUUUUUCCCCUUCUGCUGCUGAAGCAGCAUGGUGCUGGGGGGCGGUGCUGUGCUGCAGGAAGCAUGCUGGUGGCUCAGUACUGGGUGCUGUCCCCAGCAGUCUGUGCUGACCCCAAUUCCCCAGUGUGUGGGUUGGGAGGUGCACACGUACUGUGCUGCAGGGAGUAGGGUGGGGGCUCAGCACUGGAUGCUCUCCCCUGCCAGUCAGUGCUCAUGCUAGUUCCAACCCUAACAUAUCCUGCUCUGUCCCAGCCACAAAUCCUCCUCUAAAGGACUACAGUGUUUUUGUAUGGUAUCUCUGCCCCUUCUGACAUCAGUGACCUAGUCCUGGCACCAGCAUAGCCCUUUUGCUGGGGGCAGCUGACCUCUGAGACCUUGCAGAUCAUCUUCCCAGCAGAAGAGACAUCAGUGAUGUGGAGUAUGGAUAGUCUAAGGUAACUCACUUUAUUUACAUACACAAGUCCUGAAACAGAGGUGGUCAAACAGCACACAGGGCAAUCUGUGCUUCCAUGUGGCUCAGCCCAACCCCAGUGCCUGGUUCACAAGGAUCAACUCUGCCUUCAGAAAUUAACUCCAGUGAAAGCCCAAGGCAGACAGCAAACUUUCCCACUGCUCAGCCAGCUCCCUCACCCCCAGGAUCACUGCCUACCAGAACAUUGCAGAACCCAAAACAACCAACCACCCAGUAUAUUUUCCCAAGAGUCAGAACUUGCUAGCAUACUGAAGAGUGUGUAAUGGUGGCAUCUGCUGAAAACAUCUCAAGUAUAGCCCUGAAGAAUGAGGCUGGGCCAGUUAGUGUCAUAACACAGAGUGCGUGAGUGGUAUGAGCAUACUCCUAAUUCUGAUCUCACUUGACCCACCCCAACACAGGUCCUAGAUCUUCUCUUUUACAAGCUGAUUUACAGCAUAUCCUCUGGACAGAUUGCUAAUAUCCUAAAAGGAGGGCAGGUCCCCCAGCUUCCCUGGGAAACUUGCCCCACAUACGCCAGGGGAAGGAUUAAAGAGAAGAGGGAGGAGCAGACCCCCCACCCCCCCACAGGCAGCAGGAUCAGCUUUGCUUAGAACUGUCCUACUCAGUGGAUUCCUGAGGACACCAGCUGUUCUUGCCAGCAGCCCCACAGUAUCAUGUGGCUGGCUCUCUGGAGCCCUUGCCAGGCUGAGAUCC
Messenger RNA from Mauremys mutica (yellowpond turtle), 8446 nucleotides. Its product is annotated as carnosine synthase 1-like. The record is from RefSeq and is a predicted model, not a curated record. The transcript is spliced from 9 exons. Gene Ontology annotation, biological process: carnosine biosynthetic process. NCBI's taxonomy places the organism in Eukaryota, Metazoa, Chordata, Testudines, Geoemydidae. Gene Ontology annotation, molecular function: metal ion binding; ATP binding; carnosine synthase activity. Bases 34 to 2892 code for a protein of 952 amino acids.